CGUAUAGCCAGCAGGGAGAGUGAAAAUGCGAAUACGGAAUCUACAUAAAAUCGAAACCGCGUGAAACGAGUUUUUAGUUGUAUUUAAGCAAGCGGCUGUCGCGCAACAAUCGCUCGAAAUAUACCAAGAAUCGUUCUCCGUCGCGUUUGAAUUGAUUAAAAUAGAAGCGUUUCCUUCUCGUCGGACAUGUUUGCAUCUAUGCGGCAAAGAAAGCAUCUAAUCAAAAUCAAAGAACGCCAACGCGCCAUAGGCAGCUGCUUAUGAAACAAAAUUAGAGAAGCUUCCAGCUUCCCAAAAGUGUGAAUAAGAUCAACAUAUAAGAAUAAUAAAUACUAGAAAAAUGGCCUCCAGACUGUGGACACUCUUUCUAUUCCUGGCCAGUGCCGACUACGCUUACAGUGCUCCGUACACAAUAAAUCUAAGCCGUACUUGUCCCUACCACAAUAGCUGCAAUACAUCGGUCAACCAGCAUCAAAUCGAGCGCCUGAUGAGCUACGUGGACAGUGAGAGGCAGCCUUGUGAUGACUUCUACGCCUUUGCCUGCGGAAAGUGGAGGGAAAAGCACGGCAGCGAUGCCACGGCCACGACCAUAAGCGAGGCCCAGAUCAACGACCACUACGAGGAGCUCUUCGCAGAGCUGCAGCGGAAUUCCAGCUACUUCGAAUUCCCCAUGUACAGGAAACUGGCAACCCAUUUUCAAGACUGCCUUGCUCUCGGCAAGCCCAACCUGGGCCGCUAUCUGGAGCUGCUGGACCAGAAGCUGCAGGCGUCCCUGAAGACCACGCACUGGUCGGAGCUGCUGGCUAUUCUGGGCCAGUACGGUUACCACGGCCAUUUUGUACUGCUGGAGGUGCGAUGGCACAAUGCCAGCCACCACAUGCUCUUUCUGCUCCCGCACAACCAUCACCUGAGCCUGAAUCUCACCCCCGACAUUUACGAUGCCCUGAGUCGCCACAGCCUAUCGGACGGAGCUUGGCCCCCCUACGAACAGCUCCGGGAACAGUUCAGACUCUUGGAGCACAACUUAACCAGUCUGGAGAGGUCCAAAAUACCCGACGACAGCUUUACCCACCGCAGUCUUAAGGAGAUUCGAGCGGAAGUGCCGGGAGUGGAGUGGGAUCAAAUAUUAAGACUGCAGCUGAACAGGUCGGUGGGAGGCAAUCAGGCCUUUCAAGUGGACGACCUGGCGGCCAUCAAGCGUCUGGUGGAGUAUCUCAACCAAGCCGACAAUCUGCUGCUCAACCGCUACAGCCUGGCGAGGUUCCUCAGUCAUCUCGUGGGCCUGCCGCACAACCCACUGGCCGACUGGAGUCCGGAUAGAAAGUCGCUGUCCCUCCGGUGCAUCCGCCACAUGCGCCGCUCCCUCUACCUGCCGAUGAACUACGUCUACGAGCACAGAUUUUACACCCAUCGACGGAAAGCCGAUGAGCUCGUCAUCCAUCGAGUGUUUGAGGAGCUGCAAGGCCAGCUUGAGCGGAAUUUGGACAACAAUCCUUUCAACCUCAGCCAGGGUCUGGUGUCGUCGCUGAAGGACAAAAUACACUUUAUGCGCAUUAACGUGGGCAAUUUGCCGCCCAAUGUGUCCGACCAGUUCUACUGGGAGGUCGAUCGUCGGUGGGUAGUGGGCCACGACUUUUACGAGAACCACCUAAACAGCCUGCUCUACUAUUACUCGGUUGUCUCCGAUUUGGAGGGCACAACGAACCAGACGGAGCGCGAGAUUUGGUACAGCUUUAACAUGCACCAGCCCGAGUUUCCCGACAACAUAGACGCAACGCCGUACUUCUAUUGCCUGGGCGACAUCAUCUUUGUGCCGUACUCCUACGUCCGCCUGCCCUUCUUCCACGUCGACUUCUGGCCGGCUCUUCUGUACGGGGACCUGGCCAACACUUUGGGCCACGAGAUGAUGCAUGCCCUCGACACGGACCUGGUCGACUAUGAUGCGUGGGGUCACAUGAGCAACUUUAGCGACCAGCUCGGCCUGGUGCCGAGCUACAUGGACGCAGUGAGUUGCCUCAAUGACAGCGCCGUGAUGGUGAACGAACGCACCUCGGACGUCAGUGGAUCCCGGCUGGCGCUGGACACCUACGGAGGCGACUGGAUGGAUAAUCCGGACGAUGGCCGCCUCUACUUCCUGCAGUUCGCGCACUUCUUUUGCGGCGACGAGGGUGACAUAUACCAUGACACGGGCAGCCAGCGCCUCAACUAUGCCCUCAGCCAGGUGCCGAAGUUCGCCGAGGUAUUCGGAUGCCAGAGCGGAACGGGGAUGAACUCCGCGAAUCAGUGCCGCUUCUGGUAGCGCAGUGAGCCCCUCUCUCUUAGUUGGUGUAUAGCUUUAAUUAGA
This is a messenger RNA of Drosophila serrata, 2344 nucleotides long. RefSeq names its product Neprilysin-like 4 (gene Nepl4). NCBI's taxonomy places the organism in Eukaryota, Metazoa, Arthropoda, Insecta, Diptera, Drosophilidae. The record is from RefSeq and is a predicted model, not a curated record. Gene Ontology annotation, cellular component: plasma membrane. Gene Ontology annotation, biological process: proteolysis. Gene Ontology annotation, molecular function: metalloendopeptidase activity.